Messenger RNA from Strongylocentrotus purpuratus (purple sea urchin), 1390 nucleotides. It is a transcript of the gene txnl4b, whose product is annotated as thioredoxin-like protein 4B. The record is from RefSeq and is a predicted model, not a curated record. Gene Ontology annotation, cellular component: U4/U6 x U5 tri-snRNP complex; U5 snRNP; spliceosomal complex. The transcript has 4 exons. Bases 470 to 919 code for a protein of 149 amino acids. Lineage: Eukaryota; Metazoa; Echinodermata; Echinoidea; Camarodonta; Strongylocentrotidae. Gene Ontology annotation, biological process: mRNA splicing, via spliceosome.
GGUCACCUGAUAAAUAGUCACAUGACUACUUGAGAGUGGAUGAAUGACUGUACUGUACAAACAACUUCAUCAAGCGAUGUUCAACCAGUCCCUGACCUGGCCUGGUUCAACUUCAACAAAGCUCAAAGGAACAGAAAAGUACAUAAUAAUUGUGUAUAAUCGAAGGAGGCCCAAGCAUUACAUCAUUGAUUUGGCUGGGUAUAAAAGUCUCUGCCUGAUGAACUAUAUAGUCAACGCUACCUCUGCUAAUUAGCAGGAGGUACAGACUACAGAGCAUCCAGCUUCACCAACAGAGGAGCACUGAUUUUUAGCCGCCCAAAGCUAGUACUCUGUAGAAAUUUGUUUUUGAAGAAGACGUACUGUACAUUCCGUACUGACCGUACACCACACCAGACCUGCCAAAUAAAUAGUACAGCAAUACACAUAAUAGUAGACUGAUAUUUAUGAGAAGAGAAGGAGAUCUUCUGUCAUGAGUUACUUGCUACCAAAGUUAAAAACAAAGAAAGAUGUAGAUGAUGCCAUCAAGCAAACAGAAGACAAAGUACUCGUGCUUCGGUUUGGACGCUCAGAUGAUCUCGUGUGCAUGCAACUGGAUGAAAUUUUGUCAAAGACAAGCGAAGACUUGGGAAAGAUGGCGGACAUAUACUGCAUUGAUGCAGACAGUAUACCAGUCUACACACAAUACUUUGAUAUCACUCUCAUUCCAGCUACGUUGUUCUUCUUUAAUGGACAACACAUGAAGGUGGAUUAUGGAACUCCUGAUCAUACCAAGUUCAUUGGCAGCUUUAAGACGAAACAGGACUUCAUCAAUCUGGUGGAAGUCAUAUGCCGUGGUGCUAUGAGAGGCAAGCUCAUGGUGACGAGCCCCAUCGAUUCCAGAAAUGUGCACCAGUAUGAACUGCUGUAUCAGGAUAUAUGAGGAACAUGCAGCAAGACUAUGAGGAUCGGUCCCUGUAAUGUGCACAAGUAGGAGUUGCUACACUGGGAGACACCAAGAGGACCAGCUUAUGAUGGGUAGCCAUAGUGAUUCCAUGAAUGUACCCUACUGCACCAGGCAGUGAUAUAAUAACAGGGGGCACAGGGGCCCACAUGCUCUCAUUGAAAUGAAAAGAAUAGGAGGAAAAGAAGGAAAGAGAUACAUGGAGGAAAUGGGAGAAGGAUAAGAAAAAAGUUAAGACCAAAAGAUAAGACCACCUCCCACAUCCUUUUCCUAAUCCAAGGCCAUAUAAAUUAGCAUAUCAUUUUCCGAGUGAGACUGGUGCACAAUCAGUAACUGGACUCGCACUAUGUCACUGGUACCAUGAUACAUGAGGACCAGUUUAAAGGCAUCGUUUAACAAUGUUAAAUCUGACAUGCACAGCCCUACGUGCUAUCAGUGUCUGUGAUAUGG